This is a messenger RNA of Suhomyces tanzawaensis NRRL Y-17324, 1026 nucleotides long. Its product is annotated as allantoicase. Gene Ontology annotation, molecular function: allantoicase activity. The coding region runs from base 1 to 1026 and encodes 341 amino acids. Lineage: Eukaryota; Fungi; Ascomycota; Pichiomycetes; Serinales; Debaryomycetaceae. Gene Ontology annotation, biological process: allantoin catabolic process. The record is from RefSeq and is a predicted model, not a curated record. The transcript has a single exon.
AUGGCCAAAAUCCUCACCGAACAAGAAUUCAACGCACAAAUCGUCUACAACUACACUGAUGUCAUUGGUGAAAAGGUGGGCGGCAAAGUAUUGCUGUUCAGCGAUGAAUGGUUUGCUGCCGCUGACAACUUGAUCAAGCCAAAGGCUGCCAUUAGAGACGCCACUCGUUUCACCCAUGCAGGUGCGUGGUACGAUGGCUGGGAGACCAGAAGACACAACACUGCUGAGGCUGACUACGUCAUUUUCAAGCUUGGGGUCUCGUCUGCCCGUUUGAUUGGUACCGAAGUUGACACUGCAUUCUUCAAUGGUAACCACGCCCCACACAUUUCAGUGGAAGCUAUCCAGAAAUUGGAUGGUGACGACUUGAGCUCGGUCCAGGAGUCCGAGUGGGAGUCUGUGAUCCCCAAGACUGAAUGUGGACCUUCCCAGAGACACUUCUUCACCAGAGAGACCCUCACUGAAAAGAACUACACCCACGCAAGAUUGAGAAUGUACCCCGAUGGAGGAAUUGCCCGUUUCAGAUUGUACGGAGCCGUGAUCCCCAUCCAACCCCAGGCCAAGGACACCGUGUUGGACUUGGCCUCCGUCAACAACGGAGGAGUGGCCAUCAAGGUUUCCGACCAGCAUUUCGGUUCUGCCGACAACUUGCUUCUUCCAGGCAGGGGCCACGACAUGUCUGACGGCUGGGAAACCACCAGAUCGAGAACCCCUGGCCAUGUGGACUGGGUGGUCAUCAGAUUGGGUGCUUCUACCAACAUCAAGCAGGUAGUGGUGGACACGGCACACUUCAGAGGCAACUUCCCACAAAAGGUCAACGUCAAGGCCAUCUCGGUCACUGACGAGACCCAGAUCCCCAGUCACGACUCCAGCGCCUGGGAGGUCUUGGUGGGCGACUCCAAAACUGGUCCUGACCAGGAGCACACCUUUGAUGUCGACAACUCCAAGGCAUUUUCUCAUGUGUUGUUGACCAUGAUCCCCGAUGGAGGCAUCAAGAGAGUCAGGGUCUUGGGAACCAUUGCAAACUAA